AUGCACUUCAGGAGCAGUGCUCCCCUUUUGCUGCUGCUGCUGCUUCUUGUCUGUCUGCUGGGGAGCAUCCUGGAGGUGAGAGGGCAGGAGCUGGGCCACCUGCAGGAGGCUCAAAGGGCCUUGGAUCUGCCUCUUGGUACAGACGGCGAGCCUCGUUUCCAGAAGAACCACACGGGCAUCCUGAUCACCACGCUGCUGCGGGCGGUGCACUGUGAAGAGCGGACUGGCAUCUCUCAGGACAUCUGUGACAAGUGCUUGACACCAGACAUCGCUCUCUCUGUGCUGGAGGAUGACGGCAAGGCUUAUCUCACUGAGGAAGACUUCCAGCGAAUGUCCACCGUUCUGCUGUACUACAUAAUUAACUUGCAAGAUCUGUGCAUGUCCAACUCCGCCUCUCCCUCCUCCCUUUCUUCAUCCACCUCCUCCUCCUCAUCCUCCUCCUCUUCCUCCUCUUUUGGGAACUAUCAGUUCUACCUUUUGGCCCUCAUUAAUCUACACCCAGCUGAGGACAACCGCCUCUUAUCAUCCAGUGAAACCGAAAGUAUUCUGCAGCUCAUCAACCAACACUACAGCCCCUCCAACCAAGAUGCUUCUACCUCAUCUGAUAUACAAUGUAUCGAUGCCGCUCAUCUCCUUGAAGACGUUAACCAGAAAGAAAAUACAGAAGUCGGUGCGUCUUCGGUGCCCAAACUGGCCGCAGCCAUCAUCAGCCACAUCCUGCAGGGUCACUGUUUCAGCCAGAGGAACCUCCCAUCGCCUGCCUUCUUUACCGACUAUAUCUUUCACUCACUAAAUCGCACUAAUAACCUGCAGAUUAUAGACUUAGAGGAGUUGCUCCAUCAGCUGGGUGUCGGAGGCGAAGGAGCUGCACACUCUCACCGCAGGAAGAGACGGAGCAUCACUGGGAGCUCCAACAAAGCGGUGGUGCGUUCGAUUAACGGUUACAACCAAGAAACUGGGGGAGUGAACAGAGACUGGGCCCAGGAAUGUUUUUCAGCCAAUCAGUUGGUGGAUAUUUUUGCUCUGGAUCCUCAUUCGCCAAUUUCCAAGGAGCACUUCAGACAAAUUUGUCCAGCCAUUAUCCAGCAGUUGCUAGGCAAUGCCUGUGAGGCUGCGGAGGAGAAACCAAGAGGAUCUCUGCCCACUGCUCUCGAGAAGUAUGGCUACAGCACGGCUGCUGUCCUGCUCAUCACGGUGGGCUCCAUGCUGGGAAUCUGCCUGAUCUUCUUCAACUCCUGCCAGGAGACCUACACCCUCAUCCUGCAGCUGUUUGUGGGUCUGGCAGUCGGCACUCUCUCAGGAGACGCCCUCCUUCACCUCAUACCACAGAUCCUCGGCCUCCACGAUGACACUCACAGUCACGAUGUUGAGCACUACGCAGAGGGAAAGGAGUAUCUGUGGAAGAUCCUCGGCAUGAUCGCUGGGAUUUACGGCUUUUUCCUCAUUGAAAGAAUCUUCUCCUUUUUGGUUCCUUUUCAUGACCAUGGUCAUUCCAGCGACUUAACCUUAGAGCUGAACUGCAACGGUCAGUCACAGAGGGGCAAAUCCAUUUCCACUAUACAGCUGGGACCAGUGGAUGACUUGGAGUGUACAGAAAUAUCUCCCGAACACACAGACACAACGAGCCCUUCACAUCAGAGACAAGGGGUUCCUCUGCUGGCUGUGAUGGUAAUUGUGGGAGACAGCCUUCAUAACUUCGCAGAUGGCCUGGUUGUCGGCGCCGCCUUCUCCUCUUCGGCCGAGACUGGCAUGGCGACAACUGUGGCCAUCCUGUGCCACGAGAUCCCACAUGAGAUGGGGGAUUUUGCAGUGUUGCUCAGCUCCGGACUCUCUGUGAAGACUGCUGUGCUAAUGAACUUUCUCAGUGCUCUGACGGCCUUCAUGGGACUCUACAUCGGACUGUUUGUCUCAGCGGAGAUAGAAGUGCAGCAGUGGAUCUUUACGGUCACUGCUGGCAUUUUCCUCUACUUGUCACUGGUAGAAAUGCUCCCUGAGAUGAGUCGAGUGAAGACCAACAGACCGUGCCUCAUGUUCCUCCUGCAGAACCUCGGCCUCCUGAUGGGUUGGGCCUGCCUGUUGCUUCUGGCUCUCUUUGAACAUGAACUCAGAUUCUAG
Scomber japonicus (chub mackerel) is the source of this 2115-nucleotide messenger RNA. Its product is annotated as zinc transporter ZIP12-like. Gene Ontology annotation, molecular function: zinc ion transmembrane transporter activity. Gene Ontology annotation, biological process: zinc ion import across plasma membrane; intracellular zinc ion homeostasis. Gene Ontology annotation, cellular component: membrane. NCBI's taxonomy places the organism in Eukaryota, Metazoa, Chordata, Actinopteri, Scombriformes, Scombridae. The transcript is spliced from 12 exons. The coding region runs from base 1 to 2115 and encodes 704 amino acids. The record is from RefSeq and is a predicted model, not a curated record.